This is a messenger RNA of Ipomoea nil (Japanese morning glory), 1641 nucleotides long. Its product is annotated as GATA transcription factor 21-like. Gene Ontology annotation, biological process: regulation of DNA-templated transcription. Gene Ontology annotation, molecular function: zinc ion binding; sequence-specific DNA binding. Bases 170 to 1303 code for a protein of 377 amino acids. The transcript has 3 exons. NCBI's taxonomy places the organism in Eukaryota, Viridiplantae, Streptophyta, Magnoliopsida, Solanales, Convolvulaceae. The record is from RefSeq and is a predicted model, not a curated record.
GGCCCCCUUCUCCAUUCCACCCCCCAUCCAAUACCAUAUAUUUAGCUGGCCAGCCUAUCAUUUGGAUCACACGAAGAAAGAGAGAGAGAGAGAGAAUUUGUUGCAUUUUUUGUUGUUAAAUUCAGAUCAAUUCCUCUACAUCAUCAUAUCUGAUCUGAUCUUCCCGGCCAUGACUCCACCUUAUAGUGCAAAUUCUUCAUCUUCUCCUUUCCCUUUUGAGCUGAGUAAUGAAGAUCAUGAUCAUCAUCAUCAUCAAAACCAUAACCUUAAUUUUACUACUCCAAACUACCAUAAUGUCUCUUCAUCAUCCUCUGCUCACUCCCAACCAUCUCAUCUUUUCUUAAACUCAAGAUCAUCCUGGGAUAAUCAACCUCAGCUCUACUAUGAUUCUGAUCCUCAAUUCUUCUAUCCACAACACCCCAAGGUUGAUAAUAAUCAUGCUGCAAAUGGUGGAUCAUAUGAUCAAGGGCCUAAAACAAAGGCAAGUUUAUGGAGGAGUACUAAUUGUGAAGACAGUAAUGAUCAUCAUACUCAUGAUGAGGGAAUAAUUCCUGUUAAGUGGAUGUCUUCAAAGAUGAGGGUGAUGCAGAAGAUGAAGAGCUCGGGAUCGAAUCGCGCUUGCCAGGUAGCCACCAUGGCAAGCACCGCUACUACUAUUACUACUACGGUUGUUGCUGCUACUACUACUACUGCUACUACUGAGAUGAUGAAGAUUAUUGAAGAUCAGAAAAGGGCUUCUUCUUGUUUGGAAUCUGAGCAUAGCAGCAACAGCUCCUCCAAUCAUAGUAGCAGUAAUGUUGUCCCAAUUAGGGUUUGUGCUGAUUGUAACACUACCAAGACCCCUCUUUGGAGAAGCGGUCCAAAAGGCCCUAAGUCGCUUUGCAACGCGUGUGGAAUAAGACAAAGAAAGGCGAGGCGAGCUAUGGCCGCGGCCGCCGCAAAGGCGGCGGCUGCAGCGGCAACCGGAGCAGCAGAAUCCUCACUGAACAUCAAUAAGGCGAAACCAACAAAAGAGAAGCCGACGACAGCGGCGGCGAAAAACCCCGCCACCGGCGUUAACCACCACCACCACCACGACGAAGUCACGCCCUUCAAGAAACGCUACAAGAUUGUGGCCGGCGAGCGGCCCUCCGACCACGAAGCGAAGAAGACGAAGAAGAAGAAGAAGAAUAAGAUGAAUGGGUUCGAGGAUUUCUUGAUAAAACUGAGCAAAAACUCGGCGUAUCACCGCGUUUUCCCGCAAGACGAGAAAGACGCCGCCAUCUUGCUAAUGGCCCUAUCCUGCGGUCUGGUUCACAGCUAAUUAACGACCCACCCACCAGUUUCAAUCAUUACUUUCUUUCUUUCUUGGUCUGAUCUGUUUGUUUAGCAGGUAGCUAGGUAGAUAUAUAGCUAGCCUAGCCUAGUUUGUGUGACAAUGAGACAUCAUAGUUAAGUUAGAACGAGAAAAUUAAGAAUAAUAAUUAGUGGCAAUAAUGAACUCAUCAUCGUCUGUCGUACGUCAUCGUCGUCGUCCAUGGCUAAGUUGAGAUAGUAUGGAACAAGAAAGGACGACACCAUUAUAUUGGUCUCUUGUUUUCAAUAACAAGGCUGUACUCACUUAAUCAUUCCAGCUAAUAUAUUAAUAAUGUUUUUUUUUUU